UAGCGGUGCCGGAGCUCCGCGCUGCGCUGACAACUGGCUGCAGCUGGGCCGUUCUCACUUUCAUUUAGCCCAGCGCUCGAUGGAGGGGCGGACACGCCAGUGCUUAAUGCAGUCUAACUAGUGUAGGAAAACGCCUCAAUUCACCGCUGCCGAGAUGAAGUAUAAGAAUCUUAUGGCAAGGGCCUUGUACGACAACGUCCCAGAGUGUGCUGAGGAGCUGGCCUUUCGCAAGGGAGACAUCCUGACUGUCAUAGAGCAGAACACAGGAGGACUGGAAGGAUGGUGGCUCUGCUCCUUACACGGUCGGCAAGGCAUUGUCCCGGGCAACCGGGUGAAGCUUCUGAUUGGCCCCGUGCAGGAGACCUCCUCCAGUCAGGACCCGCCUACUUCUGGACUGAUGCACCAGCCCUUUGGCCAACAGAAGCUCUAUCAAAUGCCAAACCUCCAGGGCGCCCCUCGAGACACCAUCUACCAAGUGCCACCUUCCUACCAAAGUCAGGGAAUUUACCAAGUACCCACUGGCCAUGGUACCCAGGAAAAAGAUGUGUAUCAAGUCCCACCAUCAGUGCAGAGAGGCAUUGCAGGGGCUAAUGGUCCCCACUUAAGUAAAAAGGUGAUCACGCCGAUGAGGACAGGCCACGGCUAUGUGUACGAGUACCCGUCCAGAUACCAAAAGGACGUCUAUGAUGUCCCUCCUUCCCAGACCGCUCACGGGGUGUACGACAUCCCACCGUCGUCUGUGAAAGGCCCCGUGUUCUCAGUCCCAGUGGGAGAGAUAAAACCUCAAGGGGUCUAUGACAUCCCUCCUACCAAAGGGGGAUACGCCAUUCCACCUCCUGCCUGCAGAGAUGAGGCCGGGCUUAGGGAGAAAGAAUACGACUUCCCCCCUCCGAUGAGACACGCCGGCCGGCCCGACGGCAGACCCGAGGGCGUUUAUGACAUCCCCCCAGCCGGCACCAAGCCCCUGGGGAAGGACCUUCACGCUAAAUAUAAUGGCGACGCUGCAGCGGAGCUGGCGGCACGGAGACACCAAAGCAUUUACCUGAGCCACCCGGCCCCGCAGCUGCGCCAGCCCGGGGGCUCCCAGAACGACGCCUACGAUGUCCCCCGGGGGGUCCAGUUUCUGGCACCGCCCGCAGAAGCCGGCGGGAAAGCAAACCUCGAAGAGAGAGACGGGGUUUACGACGUGCCGCUGCGCAACCCGCCGGACGCCAAAGGCUCCCAGGAUGUGGUGGACGGCAUCAACCGGCUGUCCUUCUCCAGCACCGGCAGCACCAUGUCCACGUCCUCCACCACCUCGAAGGAAUCUUCGCUGUCUGCCUCCCCGUCCCAGGACAGAAGGCUCUUCCUGGAUCCAGACACGGCCAUUGAGAGGCUCCACCGGCUGCAGCAGGCCCUGGAGAUGGGCGUCUCGGGCCUGAUGGCGCUGGUCACCACCGACUGGCGGGGCUAUGGGUACAUGGAGCGACACGUCAACGAGGUCCGCGCCGCUGUGGACAGGGUGGAGCUGGCCCUGAGGGACUACCUGCACUUCGCCAAGGGGGCCACGGCCAACGCCUCCUGCCUGCCGGAGCCCCCCCUCCACAACAAGAUGAAGCGGGAGCUCCAGAGGCUGGAGGACUCCCAUCAGAUCCUGAGCCAGACCAGCCAUGACUUAAACGAGUGCAGCUGGUCCCUGAACGUUCUGGCCGUCAACAAGCCCCAAAACAAAUGGGAUGACCUGGACCGGUUCGUGAUGGUGGCAAAGACAGUGCCAGACGAUGCCAAGCAGCUGACCACGACCAUCAACACCAACGCGGAGGCCCUCUUCAAGCCGGGCCCUGGCAGCUCGCAUGGGAAGAGCGGGCCUGAGAGCAUCACGAACUCCGCGGAGUGCCCACACGCCGGCUCCCAGGUACAGCGGCUGCAUCCCGGGGACCACAAGGCUCCAGCCCUCAACAAGCCACUGCCCCCAAGCCUGGGCAAGGACCAGCCCCCUGACUGUAGCAGCAGUGACGGCUCGGAACGGAGCUGGAUGGAUGAUUACGACUAUGUCCACCUCCAGGGUAAGGAGGAGUUUGAGAGGCAACAGAAGGAGCUCUUGGAAAAAGAAAACAUCAUCAAACAGAACAAGAUGCAGCUGGAACAUCAUCAGCUGAGUCAGUUCCAGUUGUUGGAACAAGAAAUCACAAAGCCCGUGGAGAACGACAUCUCCAAGUGGAAGCCCUCCCAGAGCCUCCCAAGUACCAGCAGCGGCGUGGGCGCGCAGGACAGGCAGCUGCUGUGCUUCUACUACGACCAGUGUGAGACCCAUUACAUCUCCCUCCUCAACGCCAUUGACGCGCUCUUCAGCUGCCUCAGCUCGGCACAGCCCCCACGGAUCUUCGUGGCACACAGCAAGUUCGUCAUCCUCAGCGCCCACAAACUGGUGUUCAUCGGAGACACGCUGACGAGGCAGGUGGCCGCCCAGGACGUUCGCAACAAAGUGAUGAACUCCAGCAACCAGCUCUGCGAGCAGCUCAAGACUAUAGUUUUGGCGACCAAGACGGCCGCGCUCCAUUACCCCAGCACCUCCGCCCUGCAGGAGAUGGUCCACCAGGUGACCGACCUGUCCAGGAACGCGCAGCUCUUCAAGCACUCUUUGCUGGAGAUGGCGACAUUCUGAGCAGCAAAAGAGAGACUGACUUGGAUUACUGAGGAAAACUGGAAAUACUCUCUGGUUUUUGUAAAUCUUAUCUAUUUUUGUAGAUAUUUUAUAUGAAAAUGAAAUAUUUUAACACUUGAUGGGUUAGACGACAUUCAGAAAUUCAGGGAACUCUGGGGAACUUUUUUUUCCCUGCGUGGUUCUUGUGUACACAUCUAAGCAUCUAAGACGUCAACUGUACAGAAUCCUGUCCGUGUGUGUGUAUGACUGUGUGUUCAUGUUCGUUCAUAGAUGUUUGUCUGAUACAUUCCAUUGAAAACCAUGAAUUAAGAAGGACCUUAGUAAGUACCUCCUAAUGCUGCAUUUUUUUUUUUUAGAAAACAUACCAGCUGGUUGUAAUAUUGCUCUACAUAUACUAGCAAUUAUUCUGAGCCUGUCACUCCCAAGUCUGGGAAGCACAGUAUAUUUGCAGGUGUGCACCUUCCAGUAAGGAGGCAUGCUAUGCCUUGUUUUUGUUGUUGAAACCCCUUCCAAAACUGGCUGUCUUGGGCGCGUUAUUGCAAGAUGCCUCAUUUCUGGUUGAAAAAGCCCUCUUAGAAAGUUUCAGAAAGUAUACGUUAAUCCAAACUCUGACGUGUUAGGUGCUGGAGGAGUGACACGUGUACUUAGGGGCCAUGUCCCCACUUAGGGUUGUUUCAGCAAUGGAGAGGACGUGUUUCCGCAAGGCUUUUUACUCAUUGGCAUUUAUGAGUGACUUGGCCAUGCGAUUUUCCAAAGGAUGUUUUUAGAUUUGCAAAAAAAUAUAUUAUUUGCAGCAGGAAUUCAUAAAGACACAUCAGACUAUGACCAUCCACAAAAGGAAGGAUGGGCCCAUCUGCCAGUUGUAAGUAGGGGCCUUUCUGACUCUCAACAUUCCCUUAGGUGCUACUACCCCAUUACCUGAGGGAAACUGGCCAGUUCCUUGAUCACCGAAACAUUAGAGCCACAGGCCACAUCCCACUCUAAGCGAAUCCGGUGCUUGAUCCUGUAGCCUCCCUAAAACAUGCAAAUGCAGACCCAGCACUCAGAGCAGCCGUAUGGAGCCCAUCUAGGCGUCACAGCUCUGUCUGGCCAAUGACCCUGUGCACACUGCUCACCACCGUCUCCCAGCUCGGCACAGCAUCCGUCCGUUCCACAGUCUGUCCUCUCGUACCUGCUGGGGUCGGCACAGCACAAACACACCACAAGCCGUCAGAUUCAUCACGCUUCUUACCCCAGGGGGUGAAUGUAGUCACAUAUUACCAAGUCAAGGAGCAAAUUACGGUUUUUAUUUAAUAAUGCUAUUCCAGCCGACUGGCAAACAUUUUGGUUUGCGAUAUAUGCCUUGACUUAAUUGAGCUUGCUUGUUUGAAACAACCAAAUCAUUGGAACAGGAAAGGAUUUAGGCGAGAAGGAUGCGUGAUCUAAGUGGGAUACGAAAUAAUCAGUGAAGCACCCUAGAAGUGCUUUGACUCAGAACCACCGCUCUCGUGGGUCUUGAUGUUCUGCUGUGCCAGAUGCAGCUGUAUGGUUACAAGAAAGAAAGCGCGCGCGAAGCAAGAAGCAGGUUGCGGAAGAGCAGCGGAGAGGAGGCUGAAAAGCGCCCUUGUAGAUUUCAUUGUCCGAUGUGCAUCUCUUAGGAGAUGGCAGACUUGAGCAAAGUGGUGACAUUUCACGUGCUCCGAACCAAAAUGUUCAAUCUGUAUCUCUCUCUCCCACAUUGUAUAUACAGGCUGUUUUCAAAUCAUUAAAAUUUUAGAUGUCUGUUUUCA
Molecule: messenger RNA, 4413 nt
Organism: Lagenorhynchus albirostris (white-beaked dolphin)
Lineage: Eukaryota; Metazoa; Chordata; Mammalia; Artiodactyla; Delphinidae
Gene: NEDD9
Product: neural precursor cell expressed, developmentally down-regulated 9
Exons: 7
Coding region: 155-2644 (829 amino acids)
Biological process (GO): cell surface receptor protein tyrosine kinase signaling pathway; cell migration
Cellular component (GO): cytoplasm; plasma membrane
Molecular function (GO): protein binding
Source: RefSeq, a predicted model, not a curated record